Messenger RNA from Oncorhynchus keta (chum salmon), 4471 nucleotides. Its product is annotated as mucin-4-like. The coding region runs from base 2258 to 3004 and encodes 248 amino acids. NCBI's taxonomy places the organism in Eukaryota, Metazoa, Chordata, Actinopteri, Salmoniformes, Salmonidae. The transcript is spliced from 2 exons. The record is from RefSeq and is a predicted model, not a curated record.
UCUCCAGUUCCCUCUCUCUCCAGCCCCCCCCCCUCUCUCUCCUCUUUUUUUCUCAGACAGCCUGUUCUCUCUAUUUGCAGUUUGACACACACAAGUCUUCUCCGCUUCAGUCUCUGAUGAACAGCGUGUGUUUUGUAUCACUAAUAUUUAGUCAAUUGGAAGCGCAGUGCAGAGGAGACAGUGGACAGUGCUGUAAGAGAUGCUUGGUGUUGUUCAGCUCUGGCUGUACCCUCUGUCAGGCUUCUGUUCAUCCUUUAGAUACCUGCAUGUCGUGCUUUACUGGUGUCAGAAUCAACCUCUGGUUAUGUGUUGGACCGGGCAGAUUUCUCUCUCUGGUGUAUCACUGCUGGAGUCUGAGUCAGUGGGAUGUUUUAGGUUGAGUGAGUCAGUGGGUUGUGUUAGGUUGAGUGAGUCAGUGGGUUGUGUUAGGUUGAGUGAGUCAGUGGGUUGUGUUAGGUUGAGUGAGUCGGUGGAAUGUUUUAGGUUGAGUGAGUCAGUGGGAUGUUUUAGGUUGAGUGUGUUAGGUUGAGUGAGUCGGUGGGAUGUUUUAGGUUGAGUGAGUCAGUGGGAUGUUUUAGGUUGAGUGAGUCAGUGGGAUGUUUUAGGUUGAGUGAGUCAGUGGGAUGUUUUAGGUUGAGUGUGUUAGGUUGAGUGAGUCGGUGGGAUGUUUUAGGUUGAGUGAGUCAGUGGGAUGUUUUAGGUUGAGUGAGUCAGUGGGUUGUGUUAGGUUGAGUGAGUCGGUGGAAUGUUUUAGGUUGAGUGAGUCAGUGGGAUGUUUUAGGUUGAGUGUGUUAGGUUGAGUGAGUCGGUGGGAUGUUUUAGGUUGAGUGAGUCAGUGGGAUGUUUUAGGUUGAGUGAGUCAGUGGGAUGUUUUAGGUUGAGUGUGUUAGGUUGAGUGAGUCGGUGGGAUGUUUUAGGUUGAGUGAGUCAGUGGGAUGUUUUAGGUUGAGUGAGUCAGUGGGUUGUGUUAGGUUGAGUGAGUCGGUGGGAUGUUUUAGGUUGAGUGAGUCAGUGGGAUGUUUUAGGUUGAGUGAGUCGGUGGGUUGUGUUAGGUUGAGUGAGUCAGUGGGAUGUUUUAGGUUGAGUGAGUCGGUGGGAUGUUUUAGGUUGAGUGAGUCAGUGGGAUGUUUUAGGUUGAGUGAGUCAGUGGGAUGUUUUAGGUUGAGUGAGUCGGUGGGAUGUUUUAGGUUGAGUGAGUCGGUGGGAUGUUUUAGGUUGAGUGAGUCAGUGGGAUGUUUUAGGUUGAGUGAGUCGGUGGGAUGUUUUAGGUUGAGUGAGUCGGUGGGAUGUUUUAGGUUGAGUGAGUCGGUGGGAUGUUUUAGGUUGAGUGAGUCGGUGGGUUGUGUUAGGUUGAGUGAGUCAGUGGGAUGUUUUAGGUUGAGUGAGUCAGUGGGAUGUUUUAGGUUGAGUGUGUUAGGUUGAGUGAGUCGGUGGGAUGUUUUAGGUUGAGUGAGUCAGUGGGAUGUUUUAGGUUGAGUGAGUCAGUGGGAUGUUUUAGGUUGAGUGAGUCAGUGGGAUGUUUUAGGUUGAGUGUGUUAGGUUGAGUGAGUCGGUGGGAUGUUUUAGGUUGAGUGAGUCGGUGGGAUGUUUUAGGUUGAGUGAGUCAGUGGGAUGUUUUAGGUUGAGUGAGUCAGUGGGAUGUUUUAGGUUGAGUGAGUCAGUGGGAUGUUUUAGGUUGAGUGUGUUAGGUUGAGUGAGUCGGUGGGAUGUUUUAGGUUGAGUGAGUCAGUGGGAUGUUUUAGGUUGAGUGAGUCGGUGGGAUGUUUUAGGUUGAGUGAGUCGGUGGGAUGUUUUAGGUUGAGUGAGUCGGUGGGAUGUUUUAGGUUGAGUGAGUCGGUGGGAUGUUUUAGGUUGAGUGAUUCGGUGGAAUGUGUUAGGUUGAGUGAUUCGGUGGAAUGUGUUAGGUUGAGUGAGUCGGUGGGAUGUUUUAGGUUGAGUGAGUCGGUGGGAUGUUUUAGGUUGAGUGAGUCAGUGGGAUGUUUUAGGUUGAGUGAGUCAGUGGGAUGUUUUAGGUUGAGUGAGUCGGUGGGAUGUUUUAGGUUGAGUGAUUCGGUGGAAUGUGUUAGGUUGAGUGAGUCAGUGGGAUGUUUUAGGUUGAGUGAAUCGGUGGGAUGUUUUAGGUUGAGUGAAUCGGUGGGAUGUUUUAGGUUGAGUGAGUCGGUGGGAUGUUUUAGGUUGAGUGAGUCGGUGGGAUGUUUUAGGUUGAGUGAGUCAGUGGGAUGUUGAGUGGAGAGACUGUAUUUAAUCGACUGAAUGAAUGAACCCAGAGGUUCACCUGAAAAGAAGGGAGUACAUCACCACAGAGGACAACAUCACCACAGAGGACAACAUCACCACAGAGGACAACAUCACCACAGAGGACAACAUCACCAGAGGACAACGUCACCACAGAGGACAACGUCACCACAGAGGACAACAUCACCAGAGGACAACAUCACCACAGAGGACAACAUCACCACAGAGGACAACAUCACCACAGAGGACAACAUCACCACAGAGGACAACAUCACCACAGAGGACAACAUCACCAGAGGACAACAUCACCACAGAGGACAACGUCACCACAGAGGACAACGUCACCACAGAGGACAACGUCACCACAGAGGACAACGUCACCACAGAGGACAACGUCACCACAGAGGACAACGUCACCACAGAGGACAACAUCACCACAGAGGACAACGUCACCACAGAGGACAACGUCACCACAGAGGACAACAUCACCACAGAGGACAACAUCACCACAGAGGACAACAUCACCACAGAGGACAACAUCACCACAGAGGACAACAUCACCAGAGGACAACAUCACCACAGAGGACAACAUCACCAGAGGACAACGUCACCACAGAGGACAACGUCACCACAGAGGACAACGUCACCACAGAGGACAACAUCACCACAGAGGACAACAUCACCACAGAGGACAACAUCACCACAGAGGACAACAUCACCACAUAGGACAACAUCACCACAGAGGACAUCACCACAGAGGACAACAUAACCAGAAGAGCUGCUUUCUGUCAUAUUUUUUGUGCGUUCCUAUUUGAAGACUGGAGCCAUGCUUUUGUUAUUUAAACCAGGAAGUUUAUUUAGUUUCAAUAACAUCUGUUUUGUUGUGAUUUUGCUUCUGCGUCCUACCCACUGACCACCUCUACUGAGCCCCUAAAGUUACUGAUGAAGUAGAGGUCAGAAAUUGUCAGGUCUCACUUCUAACCUUUCAGUUUGACCCUUGAACUUUGACAUAUGAUGUCCUGUAGAUUUUGAAAGCCCUUCAGACUGAUUAAUCAGCUCCUAACAUAUCGCACAGCUAGUGGCUUGCCCAUUUCAAACCUGCCACACUGAUAGGGAAUACUACACAAGAAACUCCCGUAUAGAAGAUUCAACUACACUGAACAAAAAUACAAAACACAACAUGCAACAAUUUCAAAGAUUUUACUGAGUAACAGUUCAUAUAAAGAAAUCAGUCAAUUUAAAUCCAUUUGUUAGGCCCUGAUAUAUGGAUUUCAUGGCUGGGAAUACAGAUAUGCAUCUGAUCACAGAUACCUUGGUCUGCAGUUGGAUAUAUUGAGGCCGGUUGGACAUACUGCCAAAUUCUAACAAACGACUUUGGAGGAGACUAUAGCUAGAGAAAUUAACAUUCAAUUCUCUGGCAACAGCUCUGGUGGACAUUCCUGCGGUCAGCAUGCCAAUUGCACGCUCCCUCAACAGCACAUUUUAGAGUGGCCUUUUGUCACCUGCACAAGGUGCAUCUAUGUAAUUAUCAUGCUGUUUAAUCAGCUUCUUGAUAUGCCACACCUGUCAGGUGAAUGUAUUUUCCUGGCAGAGGAGAAAUGCUCACUAACAGGGAUGUCAACAGAUUUGUGAGAAGAAGAAAAAUGCGUAAAAAGUUUUUUGUGCGUAAAGAACAUUUCUGGGAUCUGUUAUUUCCACUCAUGAAACAUGGGACCAAAUCUUUACAUGUUGUGUUUAUAUUUUAUUCAGUGUAGACACCCUGUGGGGUUGUACCUCACCGUAGGUCAGUGUAGACACCCUGUGGGGUUGUACCUCACCGUAGGUCAGUGUAGACACCCUGUGGGGUUGUACCUCACCGUAGGUCAGUGUAGACACCCUGUGGGGUUGUACCUCACCGUAGGUCAGUGUAGACACCCUGUGGGGUUGUACCUCACCGUAGGUCAGUGUAGACACCCUGUGGGGUUGUACCUCACCGUAGGUCAGUGUAGACACCCUGUGGGGUUGUACCUCACCGUAGGUCAGUGUAGACACCCUGUGGGGUUGUACCUCACCGUAGGUCAGUGUAGACACCCUGUGGGGUUGUACCUCACCGUAGGUCAGUGUAGACACCCUGUGGGGUUGUACCUCACCGUAGGUCAGUGUAGACACCCUGUAGGGUUGUACCUCACCGUAGGUCAGUGUAGACACCCUGUGGGGUUGUACCUCACCGUAGGUCAGUGUAGACACCCUGUGGAGU